This is a messenger RNA of Hermetia illucens (black soldier fly), 3255 nucleotides long. RefSeq names its product transcription elongation factor B polypeptide 3 (gene EloA). Gene Ontology annotation, biological process: transcription elongation by RNA polymerase II. Lineage: Eukaryota; Metazoa; Arthropoda; Insecta; Diptera; Stratiomyidae. The transcript has 7 exons. Gene Ontology annotation, cellular component: nucleus; elongin complex. The coding region runs from base 466 to 2877 and encodes 803 amino acids. The record is from RefSeq and is a predicted model, not a curated record.
CACACCUGAUCUGGAAAUCUGACGGCAAUUGCCUCACAUCUCACCACACACUCGCUGCCGCGAACAGCUGGCUUUCGGCUGUCACUGUCACCUGUGUCAAUCGUUGGACGAUUUCCUCGGUUAGUGGUUGUCGUCGACAUCUUUAAAUCCUUUUUCGUUCAUUCUUUUCAACUGCUCCACCAUAUUAAUUGCACGCUUUGAUCAGUUCGCGUCAAUCUAACGCGGUUUCGCGAUAACCUUCGUGAAAAAUCAACACGAUCUACAGCUUUAAAGUGCCUAAAGUGUAACGCGUAAAAAAGUGAAAUUGAAUGGAUUCUCUCCGAGGAAAAUGACGUAUGCAAGAAAUUUUUAGGGAAAAAAUUGCUAAAUAAAGUCAAUCCACGCGAUACGCAAAGUUCGAAAAAGUUGUCUAUGCUAUUAGCUCUGUGAUUGCGUGUGAAGCGUUAAUUAUCGCGUGGUGGUAAGAUGACUACCUAUCUCGAUGUGAUCCAGCACUAUCAGCGAAGCAUUGAGAAAGCUUCUAAUGACGAGACUAGGCUUCUUCAUUGCAUCGACAAAUUGUACAGGCUACCGGUUACCGUUGAGCAUCUCCAACAAACUGGAAUUGGUAAGACCGUCAAUUCGCUCCGUAAAUACGACAAAGAGGUUGGUGUAGCCGCGAAAGCAUUGGUUGCCAAGUGGAAAGCAAUGGUAGCAGCCGAGGAAGACAUUGUUGAGGAUGAAGAUACUCAUAAAGUUGACGACGACGAUCAGUCCAAUGACGACAACGAUAAAUACAACGGAAGCCAUAACGGAGAAAACAGCCACAAUAAUCAUAAACACAAGCAAUCAUCGAACCGGAACGACAAAUCAAGUGAUUCUGAUUCUAAAGAUAAACGACACAGAGAAAAGGGAAGAGAAGGAUCAAGAGACAAGCGACAUAGUUCAAGUGAUAGCAAAAGAAUCAAUAAUAUUGUAAGUGAUAGACAUAACCAUGAUAAAAACAUCAACAGCAGUAGCAAAAGCCAUAAAGACAAGCAUGCCAGCAAUGAUCAUCAUCGCAAUGAUAAACACAAUCGUGAUCGACGAAACGAAGAAAAGUUUAAAAGUAGUAGCAAUCAUUCUAGCAAAAAAGCGCGUUCACCGGAACCGAUUUACGAAUCUCCAACGCAUAUGUCUGAUGACGACAACUUUUAUGAUGAUGACGAUGAAGAUGAGGAAAAAUUGGUCAUAGACACCGAAAAUAACAAAGAGAAGGUAGAGCAAUCAACAAAGCACUCGAGUUCGGACUCAUCGAAAUCAUCAUCAAAGUCAUCUAGCCAUCAUAAGAGUAAGAGUAGCAGCAAAGAACGUUCUGAUAAGGAAAGAGAGAAAUCCAAAACGGAGUCUACCAGGACCUCAUCUAGUAAAAGUCAUAGCAGUGAUAAGGUCGAUAACCACAAACAUGAAGAACGCCACCGUCACAAAUCUGAUAAAAAAGAUCAUGACAAAAGUUCUCAUAGAAGCAAUGGAGAUCAUAAAUCAUCAUCUUCGUCUUCGAAAAGUAAACAUCAUGAAAAACCGAAAGAAGAUGAAAAGAAGAACAGUAGUAGCAGCAGCAGUAAAGAGAGUAGCAGCAAAUCCAAUAGCAAAAGCAGUAGCAGCAAAAGUGAUAGCCACAAAAGUAGCAAAGAAAAACACAAGAGUAGCCACGAUAAAAGUGACAGCAGCAGCAGCAAGAGCUCUAAGCGAAAACACGAGAGUGCUGAUGACUCUAAUUCGGAAGAAGAGCAAACCACCCCGAAAAAAGCUAAAACUGCUAAUAAGCAAAUCGAUGGUGGCAUCGAUAGCUCAAUGGGUAAAUUUAGUUUCGAAGAAGCUCUGGGUUUGAUGGCACCACCAUCUAAAUCGUCAUCAAAACUCAAAUCGCCAAAAAUGAACGGAACCGCCUCAUCAGCAUCUUCAUCGUCCACAGCUACGCCAACAAAGUCUGAGUCGUCUACACAACACUCUUCUAAAAAAAUCGAUCGCUCUAAAACUCCACCGCUACUGACAGCAAAAGCGAAAUUAGAACCACUCGAUCCAAAACUAUCGCUUGAGCUGCCAACAAUUUCAAAUAAUUAUAAACCACUGCCGCUCAAUCCUGCAGUUAUGGAUUGUGUAUUUUCUAAUAACGUUGCUAAGCCGCCACCGCCAAAGCGUGUCAUGUCGGAUGCUGAAGCACUUCAAAGUGGUAUUCAAUCUAAAACAAUUCGGACAAAAAUUUAUUCUGGAAUGAAAACCGGUCAAUUGCUACAAGUUCCUACGUUAUUCCAGCUUUGUAUUCGUGUCCUACAGAAGAACAUUGAUGGUUUGGAAUAUACUGGUGGCGUUCCAUUUGAAGUCUUGAAGCCUGUCCUGGAACUAGCAACACCUGAACAACUCCAGUCAUUUGAGGAAUAUAACCCGUACCUGCUGGAAGAUACGGACGAUCUAUGGAGAAUUCAUUGCGGGCGUAGAUACAAAACCCAGAAGAGAGAAGAGCUGGAAUCAUGGCGGGAAAUGUUUGUGCGUUGCAAAGAGAAGGAGGAAGAACGUCUUAGUCUGCUAACGAAAAACAUAACCUUCCAACAAAAACAAAUUUCGGCACCCGUUCGGAGAACUCAACUUGCAUACGUUGACAUAGACGUCAAGGCUCCUCGCAAUAUUCAACGGAAACAGGAACAAUAUGGCACGAAAGGCAAAAUGGCUGCUACACCAGCCGCGCGAGUCGAAGCACUUGCAAAAAUCGCACCAACUGUCGCAAAAGCAGGUGAUAUACGGUUACGUAUCGCAGCGGAAACUCGAGACACUGCCCAAGCUUCGAGUCACAGUCGCCCGAAGAAAGCUCCACUCAUGCAGAAAACAUUACAAUUAAUGAGGGGUCGUUUCAAGAGAUAAAUUCAAAUAAUCAGUUUUGUGUAUUGAAUAUGCUCUGGUCUCGAUUUAUCGUUUCUAUAGUGUUACCUCAUAAUGCCACAUGUAGAAUACUAUAUGGAAGCAUCACACGUUUGCAUAGGUUAAUUUCGUUUUAAUUUAUUUAGUCUACAUAAUUUGUUCAUUUUCUUGUUACUCUUAUUAUUCAUAAGAUGAUGCGGAAGCAUGGUUCGAGCAUGUUUAGAAUUAGGCGAUCAAACCAACAUAUUUUUAUAUGCUAGUCGUAGAAAAAAUUUUAUUAUUUCAUUAAAAUAUGUGUACAUUAAAUUGUGAAAUAGAAAUCCCCAUACAAUUGUAAAUACCUUUAGUCAUAUGUAAAUAAAGUGAUAGCAAAGAAAUUAA